This is a messenger RNA of Leptosia nina, 942 nucleotides long. NCBI's taxonomy places the organism in Eukaryota, Metazoa, Arthropoda, Insecta, Lepidoptera, Pieridae. The record is from the annotation of a GenBank genome assembly.
AUGGAUGACGAAAUGAUUUUUGAUCCUUCUUUAAAGAAGAAAAAGAAAAAGAAGACUGGUUUCGAUAUGGAAGCAGCAUUAGCUGGGGAGCCAAGCGAAACCACGAGUGCGGAGGUGCCUGCUGAGACAGGUGACGUCGACGUACCCGAAGACGAUAGCCUGGAUUUAGACAAUUUUGGUAAAAAGAAGAAAAAGAAAAAGAAGACAUUUUUUAAUUUAGAGGAAUUAGAGAGCGCUUUGCCUGAAGCAAAAGAUGAAGCACCUCCUGCUGAAGAGCCAGAGCAUCAAGACGAAGAACUUAUUGAUGACUUAGAUCUUGAUAUUGAUUUCACGAGAACUAAGAAAAAGAAAAAGAAGAAAAAUUUGGACGAAAUUUUCGCUGAAGAGGAUGUGCGAGGAGGGGAAGAGCAAGAGAGAGAUGAGGACCAGAAUGGUGAAUGGCAUGGUAGCGAUCGUGACUACACAUAUGAUGAACUCUUAGAGCGAGUAUUUGAUAUAAUGCGUGAGAAAAAUCCCAGUAUGGUUUCUGGUAAGAAGCAGAAAUUUAUAAUGCGCCCUCCACAGGUGGUUAGAAUUGGAACUAAGAAAACUUCAUUUGCGAACUUCACAGAAAUAUGCAAAACAUUGCACAGACAGCCAAAACAUUUGUUAGAUUUUCUUCUAGCUGAAUUGGGAACAAGCGGCUCAGUAGAUGGUAACAGCCAACUUAUAAUCAAAGGUCGUUUUCAGCAGAAACAAAUUGAAAAUGUGUUACGCCGAUAUAUAAAGGAAUAUGUUACAUGUCAUACAUGUCGUUCUCCUGAUACUAUUUUGCAAAAGGAUACUAGAUUGUUCUUUCUUCAGUGUGAAACAUGUGGUUCUCGUUGCUCUGUUGCUAGUAUUAAAUCUGGUUUCCAGGCUGUUACUGGCAAGAGAGCAGCAAUGCGUGCAAAGACUGCAUAG